This is a messenger RNA of Ziziphus jujuba (common jujube), 1418 nucleotides long. RefSeq lists its product as uncharacterized. The transcript is spliced from 2 exons. The record is from RefSeq and is a predicted model, not a curated record. NCBI's taxonomy places the organism in Eukaryota, Viridiplantae, Streptophyta, Magnoliopsida, Rosales, Rhamnaceae. The coding region runs from base 372 to 1079 and encodes 235 amino acids.
CAAAGAUAUGAAAGGAAUAUAAAAGAUAGCCACAUAUUUUCUCAAUGGGAAUCCAUUAAAGUUUUUACUUUUUAAUAUUAAUUUUUACUACCAAACAAAGUUUUGUCCCUCAUGGAAGCUGAAUGUUCCCACUAUGAUUCACAAAGUCUUAUAAGAAUCUCAAGAGGGCUUUCCCAAUUUCACACACCCAUUUCUGGCAUGUUUGAAUAUUUACUUAUUUAAUUUUUCCCUGAAUAUUAUUAGAAAUACCCAUAUAUAAGUACUCCAUUAACAAAGUUCUUAGAUAUAUUAAAAAAAAGAAAAGAAAAGAAAAAAAAAAAAGGUAGUUUGAGAGAGAGAGAGAGACAGAGACAGAGAGAGAGAGCAGAGAGAUGGGGAACAGUAUAGGGGGAAGAAAGAAAGCAAAAGUGAUGAAGAUCAAUGGAGAAACUUUCAAAUUAAAGACUCCAAUACAAGUUUGGGAUGUGGUUAAGGAUUAUCCAGGCCACGUUCUCUUGGAUUCUGAGGCUGUGAAACAUUUUGGCAUUAGAGCUAAGCCUAUGGAGCCCCAGCAACAACUUAGGCCAAAGAAAAUAUAUUUCCUUGUGGAAUUGCCCAAGUUUCUAGAUCAUGAUCAGGAUCAAAAAGCAACAAGAAGGGUUCGAUCAGGGAUAAACAUGAGUGCCAAAGAUAGGCUCGAGUGCUUGAUGUUGUCCCGGAGAUCGGUUUCCGACCUUUCCAUGGUUCGAAAACCGUCUUCCAGUAUGGAUUCGGGUUCGAAUUCAGGUCCUAUGAGGGUUAAAAUGAGGCUGCCUAAAUCCCAAGUUGCUAAAUUGAUGGAGGAGAGCAAAGAUGGAGUUGAGGUGGCUGAAAAAAUCAUUAGUCUUUAUAUGGAAAAUGGAGGCGGCGCCGACGGACAUAUGCCGCCGCUGGAGGGAGGAGAUGGUUUGCUGCACCGCCACAGCGACGCACGGCGGAAGCCACCGCGGCUACCUGCGGGGCUCGGUAGCAUUGGAGAGGAUUGCAAAGCUGAUAAGAAACGGGUGAGUUUCGUUUCAGAAGAAGAAGGAGAAAUCCGUAUGGAAGUAGGCUGUCAAUAGGUAGCUAGUAGCAGUUUAAAUCUACUUUUAGGGAAAUUAAUUAAGCAUCAUGAGGCAGCCAAUGCAACAGCCAGCUACCACGGCACAUUUUUCUUUUUUUGGUGUCUUUGAUAUGAAAUAUAUGUAAAUAAAUUCAUAGUUUUUAACUGAGUUUAUGUACCAAUCGUAUUCACCCCAAAAAAAAAAAAAAAAAAAGGAUUUAAAUUUAUGUACCAAUCAAAAGUGGAAAAUCUCUUGGUUCUCGUGAGUGUGUAUUAUUUUUCUCCCAUCUUUGCCUGUGGUGGAGAUUUACUUAAGAUUUAUCUUAUUAAUAGUAAUAGGCUCUACAUAUUUCAUAAA